Austrofundulus limnaeus is the source of this 1578-nucleotide messenger RNA. RefSeq lists its product as uncharacterized. The record is from RefSeq and is a predicted model, not a curated record. The transcript is spliced from 6 exons. The coding region runs from base 199 to 975 and encodes 258 amino acids. Lineage: Eukaryota; Metazoa; Chordata; Actinopteri; Cyprinodontiformes; Rivulidae.
AUGUUUGACGAGAACCAAUAAUAGAUGAGGUACGCACUCAAUGUAAACAAAGCACCGGUCUGUCAACAUAUGGUUUUAGUCAAAGAGGUAAAUAUACCUCGUUGGUUUUAGUAUUUUAAUACACGUCGACGACCUGAAUCCACCGAAAACCCGAGUUAUACGCGACUGACCCACAGGAAGUCCUCCAAGUAAACAAACAUGGCGGAGUCGGCCAGGCGAGUCAGGGAGAAGACGUUCAGGUGGAAAUACAAAAGUGAAUCCGACGCUAAACGCGCAAGGAAAGAGAAAGAACGACUCAGACAGCUGUCGAGGAUAAAUAUCGGGAAUCAAGCGGGGCGGUGGAGCGCCAUAAAGACGGAGCUCGGCAUCAAAUCGCACGCGGCUUUUGCGAAACUUCUCCUGGACCGUUUUUUUCAGACUGAAUUAGAAAAGAAUCGAGGAACUCAGCAGGAACCUGAUCUGUGCUCUUCAACUGAGUCUUGUGAAAGCGUUCACUCAGAUGAUGAGUUUCUGACGAGUUCAUUCGCUGAAGAAGAACAGGAGAUGGCUCAGUCGCCCAUACCUGGACAGGAACUGGAGAACAAAACUGCUCCAAGUGAAAGUUUGACGAGUUCAGACGAGGCGACGACGGCCGAACUGUCAGAAAAUAACGAAAACAGAGUUAAAGAUGAGGAGGAUGAAGACUUCAGCUCCUCACUAAGUGGACAUUACCAGGUGGAUUUGAGAAGCUCGUCAGAGUUCGUGGUGGACGAACGCUGCAUCCUGCAGCUCUUCAGGUCUUGCCAGAAGUGUAACCGUCGCUGUAUGGUCAGGCAACGCGUGAGCGGGCUGAAGAUCGUCGUUAACCAAAUGUGCGGCUUCUGUUCGAGCCGCCUGGAGUGGACCAACCUGCCGGACGAGGAGGACCUCAGGAACGACAGCGACGCCGAGAGGAAAGCAGAAAGCACAGCGGCGCUGAGCAGGACCACGAGCUGAUGAAAGUCCCGAUGGGACUCAUGAACUCCUGCCGCUUCACUGCAAAACUGUGAACACGACGGCGCUUUGUGUUUAUUUUGACCUUUUUUGUUGUUUUUGUAUUGUUGCAUCAAAUUCGAAAAUGUUAUAAAUUGUUGUCCUUCACAACGGGUCACUGAGCGACAACAUUUGUGCAUUUAGCUGCAAUAUGAAAUAUGGAAGCUCUCAGCAGUAAUGUGUAAUGUUUUUAUUUACUGACAAAGUAUUCCUCUAAAUCAAUGGGGCACAAACUUCUUCCCCUGAGAGGGACGAAAUGAAAAACAGUGCUGCGGGCCACAUGUAAAAAUAUGAUACAUGAAGUAAAUACUUUGAGUAAAAUCUUUAAAUUUUUAUUUAAGCUAGCAGCCAGUGUGGUGGCCCACAUUUUUAUUUAUUUUUUUAACUUGAGCACUUGGAGAAAGUCUGACAAACGCUCAGGCAGCAAAGGCUCAUGAGACAUUAAUGAUAAAACAGGAGUAUUUAUUGUCUGUAAUCUACACAUGCUUAAAUGUAAUCUAAAUGUCUUUUGUAGUUAUUUAUAUUUAAUGUUUAAACUUAAUAUAAUUAAAAGAUAAAGCAUGAGAA